AUGGCGAAGGCGAGGAGGCGUCGCGUGCCGGCGUUCGGGGAGUGGAACUACAACUACCACCACGACGAGCCGGAGGCGACAGCGGCACUUCCGCCGGCCGCGUGCAACGCCACGCCGGAGCCGGAGGCCUGCAGCGACGUGUGGUUCAGGUACUCGCCGCCCCCGCGCAAACCCACGCCCAAGAAGCAGGCGAGGAGGCGGCCCGAGGGCGACGUGUCCCGGGAGCGUUCCAAGGCGUCCAGGGACGCCGCCGCGGCCAAGAGCGGCGGCUCCAGGCGGGUGGUGCGGCCAGUCAACGGGGACCUGUACCAGGUGCCACCGCCGGAGCUCGCCCCCCACCGGGCGCCGAGGAAGACAGGGAGCCUGUGGAUGGGAUGCCUGGGCCUCAGCUCAUGCGUCCACUGA
Triticum turgidum subsp. durum (durum wheat) is the source of this 405-nucleotide messenger RNA. Lineage: Eukaryota; Viridiplantae; Streptophyta; Magnoliopsida; Poales; Poaceae. The record is from the annotation of a GenBank genome assembly.